Molecule: messenger RNA, 366 nt
Organism: Staurois parvus
Lineage: Eukaryota; Metazoa; Chordata; Amphibia; Anura; Ranidae
Source: the annotation of a GenBank genome assembly
AUGCAGACUGCUUCUACAAACAUUUGUGAAAGAAUGGGUCGCUCUCAGGAGCUCAGUGAAUUCAAGCGUGGUACCGUGAUAGGUUGCCACCUGUGCAAUAAGUCCAUCCGUGACAUUUCCUUGCUACUAAAUAUUCCACGGUCAACUGUUAGUGGUAUUAUAACAAAGUGAAAGCAAUUGGAAACAACAGCAACUCAGCAACCAAGUGAGUGGGGUCAGCGCAUGCUGAAGCGCACAGUGCGCAGAAGUCACUAACUGUCUGCAGAGUCAAUAGCUAAAGACCUCCAAACUUCCUUUUUCCAUGGCCGAGCAGCUGCAUCCAAACUUUACAUCACCAAGUACAAUGCAACGCGUCAAAUUCAAUGG